Molecule: messenger RNA, 288 nt
Organism: Eruca vesicaria subsp. sativa (arugula)
Lineage: Eukaryota; Viridiplantae; Streptophyta; Magnoliopsida; Brassicales; Brassicaceae
Source: the annotation of a GenBank genome assembly
AUGAAACGAUUCCAGAACCUACCCGACCAGCUGAAACUGGUGAUAUCCAAGACACUGAGUACAUGCCGUCGCCACCUCCAAGAUUUCCACCUCCAAGAACAACUGAACAAGGAUUCACUCUUGAUAGCUAAAGUCCAGAGAAGGAAAGCUGAAUUACAUGAACAAUUCCAAAGAAAACAUCAUGAUGUAGAAGCCGAGCAUACAGCCAAGAACUCCGAGCGUACAUCAUCUUUUCGUCUGUUCAGUGACCCAUUUCAGCUUGAACUGGAGAAGAGGCAAAAACAGUAA